Molecule: messenger RNA, 2670 nt
Organism: Wallemia ichthyophaga EXF-994
Lineage: Eukaryota; Fungi; Basidiomycota; Wallemiomycetes; Wallemiales; Wallemiaceae
Product: Elongator complex protein 3
Exons: 6
Coding region: 1-2670 (889 amino acids)
Biological process (GO): tRNA wobble base 5-methoxycarbonylmethyl-2-thiouridinylation
Cellular component (GO): nucleus; cytoplasm; elongator holoenzyme complex
Molecular function (GO): iron-sulfur cluster binding; acyltransferase activity, transferring groups other than amino-acyl groups
Source: RefSeq, a predicted model, not a curated record
AUGGUCCUCAGUUCGCUCAACGAGACAGAUGGGCCAUCUCAGGCUUCUCAGAUGCUUCUCGUUUCCCAGGCAAUUGUAUCUGAGCUGGUCCACGCCCAGGAAAAGGGAUUAUCUGUAAAUCUGAAUGAUGUCAGAGUUAAGCAAUGCAAAAAGCUCAGAGUUACUGGAAUGCCCAAGCUCGUUGACAUUAUUUCCGCAAUUCCCGACGAGCACAAGAAGACACUACUGCCGAUGCUCAAAGCCAGACCAAUUAGAUCUGCUUCUGGUAUCGCCGUCGUCGCUCUAAUGUGCAAGCCUCACAGAUGCCCUCACAUCGCCAUGACAGGCAAUGUCUGUGUGUAUUGUCCAGGUGGCCCAGAUUCAGACUUCGAAUACAGCACACAAUCUUACACAGGCUACGAGCCAACGUCUAUGAGAGCCAUUAGAGCGCGCUACGACCCCUACGAGCAGUCUAGAGGACGUGUCGAGCAGCUCAAAAUGCUCGGCCACAGCGUCGAUAAAGUCGAAUAUAUUAUCAUGGGUGGUACUUUCAUGUCCAUGCCUGAAGACUACAGGAACAAAUUCGUCGCUCAGAUGCAUAACGCGCUCAGUGGCUACACGGGUACUGACAUCGACGAGGCUGUCUCGUAUUCUGAAAGGGCAAACACUAAAUGCGUCGGUAUAACUAUCGAAACGAGACCUGAUUACUGCUUGAAACCUCACCUAAGCCAGAUGCUUAGAUAUGGAUGUACUCGAUUGGAAAUUGGUGUUCAAUCUGUUUAUGAGGAUGUUGCACGUGAUACUAACCGUGGUCAUACUGUUCGAGCAGUUUCAGAGAGUUUUCAUUUAGCCAAAGAUGCUGGUUACAAAGUUGUCGCUCAUAUGAUGCCUGAUUUGCCUAAUGUCGGUGUUGAACGUGAUUUAGAACAGUUCAAGGAAUAUUUCGAGAAUCCUGCGUUCAGAUCUGAUGGUUUGAAGAUCUAUCCGACGUUGGUUAUUCGUGGUACUGGAUUAUAUGAGCUUUGGAGGACUGGCAAGUACAAGAACUACACGCCGAAUGCGCUUGUGGAUAUAGUCGCGCGCAUUCUAGCACUCGUUCCUCCAUGGACGAGAGUUUAUCGUGUACAACGCGAUAUACCAAUGCCGCUGGUUUCUUCUGGAGUUGAAAAUGGCAAUUUGCGCGAGAUGGCCCUCGCAAGAAUGAAGGAUUUUGGUACAGAGUGUCGCGACGUCCGAUACAGAGAGGUCGGUAUACACGAGAUACACCACAAGGUGAGGCCAUCGGAGGUAGAGCUGAUCCGCAGGGACUACACGGCAAAUGGUGGCUGGGAGACGUUCCUGUCUUACGAAGAUCCGGAAAAAGAUAUACUCGUCGGGUUGCUCAGACUGAGGAAAUGCUCGGAGGAGGGUACAUUCAGAAAGGAGCUUGUAGAUACAGAUGAGAAGACGGGACAGAAACGCUACGCGUCUAUGGUCAGAGAGCUACAUGUGUACGGUACAGCUAUACCGGUGCACGGACGUGAUCCAACCAAGUUUCAGCAUCAAGGUUUCGGAACACUGCUGAUGGAGGAAGCAGCGAGGAUCGCCAAAGAGGAGCACGGCAGCCAUAGGCUGGCUGUAAUUUCAGGUGUGGGGACUAGAGAUUACUAUAGACGACUGGGAUAUAAGCUGGAUGCAACAGCCAAGAGGAAAUCAAGAGAAAACGCGAUGAGUGGAAACCAGGAUCAGAUUGAGAUAAAGACGCUCGAGACAGAGCGUAGGAGCAGUCCACCACCAGCACCAGCACCGCAAUCACACAAGCCAAAACUGAGUCCAUACGUUAUCAUCCCCAUUUGGAUAGCACUCAGCUCAAGCGUAAUACUCUAUAACAAAGCAAUCCUCGAUUCUUUCCACUUUAAAUAUCCCGUCUUCUUAGUCACAUAUCAUUUGACGAUUUCUACUAUCGGUACACGGGUUUUAGCAAAAUUCACCAAUCUAUUGCCAGAUUUGAAAGAUGUAAAUAUGACAAAGGAAAUCUGGGUUAAGAAAAUACUCCCAAUUGGUGUCUUCUUCUCCGGUUCUCUGAUCUUUUCAAACACGGCGUAUAUGUACCUGAGUGUAUCGUUUAUUCAGAUGCUUAAGGCUUUUACUCCGGUGGCUAUCCUCGUUGUCUCCUCUGCAUUCGGACUUAGCGCAAUGGACAAGAAGACAUUCGGUAUCGUAUCAAUGAUCUCAUCAGGUGUCUGUAUCGCUUCAUUCGGUGAAGCUGCCUGGAAUACAACUGGUUUCGCUGUACAAGUCAUAGCUAUCCUAUUAGAAGCUUCAAGAUUAGUCAUGAUUCAACUCAUCUUGACUAAUUUGAAGAUGAGUCCACUCACAUCAAUGUACUUCUUCGCUCCAGUGUGCGCUGUUAUCAACGCAUGUAUCCUACCAUUCACAGAAGGCUGGGCACCUUUCGUUCACUUGAAGGAUCUAGGGGGUAUUGUUUUAGCUACCAACGCAUCAGUCGCAUUUGGAUUAAAUGUCGCAGCUGUUUUCUUGAUUGGUGCUGCAUCUUCAUUGGUGCUCACACUCGCAGGUAUUGGUAAGGAUCUACUGUUGAUUGCAGGAUCUGCUAUCAUAUUCGGUGGCUACCCAACUGUACUUCAAUUAUUUGGUUACUCGAUUGCUCUAGGUGGUCUUGUCUUAUUCAAAACCCAAGGUAAGAAGUAA